GCCCCACUCGAGCGUCCUCAGUACCGGGGGCUCGCGAGUCCUGAGGGGAGGAGGCGAGCCAGGGGCCGGGCACUGAGCUCUUUGGCGCCCCCACCCGCGUUUUUGGAGCCCUCCACGCUGCGGCCGCUGUCCCCUCCGGACCAUGGCCGACGACGACGUGCUGUUCGAGGAUGUGUACGAGCUGUGCGAGGUGAUCGGCAAGGGUCCCUUCAGUGUUGUACGACGAUGUAUCAACAGGGAAACUGGGCAACAAUUCGCUGUAAAAAUUGUUGAUGUAGCCAAGUUCACAUCAAGUCCAGGGUUAAGUACAGAAGGUAAGAGAUGGAUUUCAAAUCUAAAGCGGGAAGCCAGUAUCUGUCAUAUGCUGAAGCAUCCCCACAUUGUAGAGUUAUUGGAGACAUAUAGCUCAGAUGGAAUGCUUUACAUGGUUUUUGAAUUUAUGGAUGGAGCUGAUCUGUGUUUUGAAAUCGUAAAACGAGCUGAUGCUGGUUUUGUAUACAGUGAAGCUGUAGCCAGUCAUUACAUGAGACAGAUACUGGAAGCUCUACGCUAUUGUCAUGAUAAUAACAUAAUUCACAGGGAUGUGAAGCCCCACUGUGUUCUCCUCGCCUCAAAAGAAAACUCGGCACCUGUUAAACUUGGGGGCUUCGGGGUAGCUAUUCAAUUAGGGGAGUCUGGACUUGUAGCUGGAGGACGUGUUGGAACACCUCAUUUUAUGGCCCCAGAAGUUGUCAAAAGAGAGCCUUAUGGAAAACCUGUAGAUGUCUGGGGUUGUGGCGUGAUCCUUUUUAUCCUGCUCAGUGGUUGUUUGCCUUUUUAUGGAACCAAGGAAAGAUUGUUUGAAGGCAUUAUUAAAGGAAAAUAUAAGAUGAAUCCAAGGCAGUGGAGCCAUAUCUCUGAAAGUGCCAAAGACCUAGUGCGUCGCAUGCUGAUGCUGGAUCCAGCUGAAAGGAUCACUGUUUAUGAAGCACUGAAUCACCCCUGGCUUAAGGAGAGGGAUCGUUAUGCCUACAAGAUUCAUCUUCCAGAAACAGUAGAGCAACUGAGGAAAUUCAAUGCAAGGAGGAAGCUAAAGGGUGCAGUACUAGCAGCUGUGUCAAGUCACAAAUUCAACUCAUUCUAUGGGGAUCCCCCUGAAGAGUUGCCAGAUUUCUCAGAAGACCCUACCUCCUCAGGACUUCUAGCAGCAGAAAGAGCAGUCUCACAGGUGCUAGACAGCCUGGAAGAAAUUCAUGCACUUACAGACUGCAGUGAAAAGGACUUAGAUUUUCUACACAGUGUUUUCCAGGAUCAGCAUCUUCACACACUACUAGAUCUGUAUGACAAAAUUAACACAAAGUCUUCACCACAAAUCAGGAAUCCUCCGAGUGAUGCAGUACAGAGAGCCAAAGAGGUAUUGGAAGAAAUCUCAUGCUACCCUGAGAAUAAUGAUGCGAAGGAACUAAAGCGUAUUUUAACACAACCUCAUUUCAUGGCCUUACUUCAGACUCACGAUGUAGUGGCACAUGAAGUUUACAGCGAUGAAGCAUUGAGGGUCACACCUCCUCCCACUUCUCCCUAUUUAAAUGGUGAUUCUCCAGAAAGCGCCAACGGAGACAUGGACAUGGAGAAUGUGACCAGAGUUCGGUUGGUCCAGUUCCAAAAGAACACGGAUGAACCAAUGGGAAUCACUUUGAAAAUGAAUGAGCUAAAUCAUUGUAUUGUUGCAAGAAUUAUGCAUGGGGGCAUGAUUCACAGGCAAGGUACACUUCAUGUUGGUGAUGAAAUUCGAGAAAUCAAUGGCAUCAGUGUGGCCAACCAAACAGUGGAACAGCUGCAAAAAAUGCUUCGGGAAAUGCGAGGAAGUAUCACCUUCAAGAUUGUGCCAAGUUACCGCACUCAAUCAUCGUCCUGUGAGAGAGAUUCCCCCUCCACUUCCAGACAGUCCCCUGCUAAUGGUCAUAGCAGCACUAACAAUUCUGUUUCGGACUUGCCAUCAACUACCCAACCAAAAGGACGACAGAUCUAUGUAAGAGCACAAUUUGAAUAUGAUCCAGCCAAGGAUGACCUCAUCCCCUGCAAGGAAGCUGGUAUUCGAUUCAGAGUUGGUGACAUUAUCCAGAUUAUUAGUAAGGAUGAUCACAAUUGGUGGCAGGGUAAACUGGAAAACUCCAAAAAUGGAACUGCAGGUCUCAUUCCUUCUCCUGAACUUCAGGAAUGGCGAGUAGCUUGCAUCGCCAUGGAGAAGACCAAACAGGAGCAGCAGGCCAGCUGUACUUGGUUUGGCAAGAAAAAGAAGCAGUACAAAGAUAAAUAUUUGGCAAAGCACAAUGCAGUGUUUGAUCAAUUAGAUCUUGUUACAUAUGAAGAAGUAGUAAAACUGCCAGCAUUCAAAAGGAAAACACUAGUCUUAUUAGGUGCACAUGGUGUUGGGAGAAGACACAUAAAAAACACCCUCAUCACAAAGCACCCAGACCGGUUUGCGUACCCUAUUCCACAUACAACCAGACCUCCAAAGAAAGAUGAAGAAAAUGGAAAGAAUUAUUACUUUGUAUCUCAUGACCAAAUGAUGCAAGACAUCUCUAAUAAUGAAUACUUGGAGUAUGGCAGUCACGAGGAUGCGAUGUAUGGGACAAAACUGGAGACCAUCCGGAAGAUCCAUGAGCAGGGGCUGAUUGCAAUACUGGACGUGGAGCCCCAGGCACUGAAGGUCCUGAGAACUGCCGAGUUUGCUCCUUUUGUUGUUUUUAUUGCCGCACCAACUAUUACUCCAGGUUUGAAUGAGGAUGAAUCUCUUCAGCGUCUGCAGAAGGAGUCUGAUAUCUUACAGAGAACAUAUGCACACUACUUCGAUCUCACAAUUAUCAACAAUGAAAUUGAUGAGACAAUCAGACAUCUGGAGGAAGCCGUCGAGCUCGUGUGCACAGCCCCGCAGUGGGUCCCAGUCUCCUGGGUCUAUUAGGCCUCUCCCCAGAUAUGACACAUAACUGGGAACCACCUCAUACAUGGAAACGCCUCUUUGUUAUCGGCCUUGUGUCAGCAGGUCGUGGUCCCUAGAGACUACCUAGUUGUAGUGUGACCUACAUUUAUAAUUAUUGUCAUGUCAGAAUAGGUAGGAGGAGAAAAACAAUUACACACUAAUUUAAAGAGACAGUAUCUUUUUUAAUCAGUUAUCCUAAACUUUAAUAAAAUGUAUCUUUAAAUGUAUGUAUUAUUCAAUCCUUUGGAAUGUUAUAUUUUUGGAAAUCAUAGCUUUUUAUUUCCAAGGCCCCUAAAAACUGCACAAAAUAGAUGCUGCUUUCUAUAAUCUAUUUUAAUAAUAAUAAACAAUGAUUCUGUUACCUUGACUGGGGGUGGAACACUACAUUCUUUUUAGAGUCUGAUUUUAUGAAUUGGAAUAUCUUUCUUUCCUUUAUUUAUUUUAAAUAAUCAGUCUAGUGAUUACAAAACAGUCAUAAAUUUUUAAAGGCCUUUUUUCUCUCUUUUUUUUUAGAAUAGUAUUUUUUUUAAGUCCUUUAUGUAACAUCCAGAUAAUGUGAUACUGUCUCUUUGAAGCACCCUGUAAACCUUUUAGAGAUUUGAAGUUGGGUCUUGACUCUUAAUGCAUGUGGACAGUCGCGAGCGUUUAUGCCGUCGGUGUGUCUGUGUUGGACAAAACGAUCUGUAAUCUACAGCCAAGUACAUUCCGUUCACGGGGCACACCCAGGGGAAUAAGAAUCAAAUGCUAUUAUGACUAAGUUGUAAACCUAUGCACAUCCCUUGCAUUUUGGGCAACUUUAUAAAAAAAAACUGAUUUUUAUUAAUAAUAAUCAUGUAGUGAAAUGUGUUUGUAAUUUUGUCUCAAUUUAAUUUGUUGUAAGGUGGGAGGGGGAAUUGCUGGUUUCACCAUUUCAGAUCUGUGUUGUCUGAGAGUACUAACGUUUUAAUUAAGCAAAGAAAUGAGGAUUUUUAAUACGUAUGUAAUUGUUUUAAAGCACCCAUUUUAAGAGAAUAUACUGUGCAAUGAAGAAACCAGUUUAGGCAUUUGCUAUAAACUGAAUUAUUCCAAAAGAAUAAUCAAUCUAUAACAGCCCUGUAAAUUCCUUUAAAAUGAUAACAGGACAGUUUGACCAAUUUUUUUUAAAUAUACUUCCUUUUAUGUGUUCAAUAAUUAAAUGCCUUUGGGUCCUUCAUUUCAUUAUAGGUUUGUUCAGAUUCACAAGCCGAUAAUCUUCUAGAUUUUAUAAUCCAUUAGAUGCUCAUUGAACCAUCGAAGGCCCAGGAGUGACUAUCAGUUGGCAGGACAACAAAAUACUCUGCCAGAGCGCAGCUCAGACCAUGCGUGGCUCCCAGAGCACAUGCAAUGCACCCAAGGGCCACCAGUGCACUAGAGGCCAUCUGUGGUUUCUCCUUCCUCUUGCUAUAUCCCUUGGCACAGGAGAAUCAUCUUUCCUUGUUGCUUUAGAGACAUUAACCAUCUCAUCACCCUUCCAUGAGGUCACGUCCUUCCAAUAUAGGAGAUUCAGGCUGGGGUUUUCUGACUCUUGGCCAGAGGUCAGUGGAAGGUUUUUCAUUACAGUAUCAGGGUGUGUGCAGUGGUUCUAUUAACCUAUGAUCUUUGAAAAAGUACCAUCGUGUUUGCUUCUUGUCGGUUAGACAGGCUCGUUGCUUUGUGCCUUGGCAGGAUGUGCAGGGUGUGUUCUGAGCUGAACAGCUACUCUUGAAGGACCACACAGAGAAGACAUUUGUAUACUCUUCAAACCGUGUCAUCCCCCCAACACCUACUCUUAUUAAACAGUACUGACGUUUUUCCUCCGAUGUUGUCCUUUGUCAGUGACCAGAUGAGUCUGCAACUUACUAACAAGAUGUUGAGUGAACUGCUUCUGUUGGGGCCCCACAAUAGGGUGACCAAACCACCAAACCCGAGACACCCUGGAUGGAGAGAGAAACCCCAAGAGUUGUUUAGGGCUGUGUUAGGAUUGAUUCAAAUCUGAUGCCAAGGCCAGAUAGUCAUUCCCGUGAUGGUACUGACCACAAUCCAGGCUCUUCUCAGUGUGAAAGGGCCGGCUCUACCUCUUUUCCAAUGAAGCACAAGAAGAACACAGCUAAUAUUUGGGGAACAGAAAUUUCCUCCCUCUGGUAGAAACGCCCAAACCUCCACUUGCCCUUUUAGACCAAAUCUCCAGAGAUGCUGAGAGUGCCUGGCUUAAGCCAUCUGCCAUGUUGAUAAACGUGGAUCAAGCAAAGAAAGAGAAGAGAAAUACUGAAUUAAAUCUGUGGUCCUAGAAUUGAGAAGCAUUGUAGCACCAGUCCUCCCUUCUCGAUGGCUUUAUGCGUCCUUGGGGAAGCACACAGGUAGGCAUUGUUCUUGCCAUUGUGCAGAUGGCAGAACUCCUGCACCCAGAACUCAUUCUGUCUGAUUUCUCAAAGAGGUCAUCUGUUCCAUUCCACUAAUACAUGUCUUCUCUAAAGCAGUGUCUUUAUGACCUAGCAGCAAAUACUUAAAUAUCUGAAUUCAGAGUAAUUUCAGCACAUUGCUGCUGCUGCUGCUGCUGCUACAUUACAAUUGUCCACUAAGCUGUCAGAAAAAUGCUAAAAAGCUUCUUUAUUCCUUCUAUCAGCAAAAUCAUCUUCUUUUCCUUUUAAAUACCAGAGAGAAUGAUUAGAUUAUUAAAUCUUAUCACCGGUCAAAAGAGGCAUAUCCUGAGGGUUCUCAACCCCACCCCAACCCCACUCCCCACAGCAAAAAGGGGGUGUUUUUAAUAUGUUGAAUUAUUUGUUUAAAAGAAGAAAUGUCCUGAUUUUCUAGUCAUAACGCAGUAAUUACUUUGCACAUGCAUUAUAUUCAAUUUUAACACUAAAAAGGAAAAUCACUCAGUUCACCUGGAAGUUUCCCAGUGUCAAAAUAAUAUGGUAGCCCUUAAAAUGCAAUUAAAUGUAUCUCCUGUCAGGUGGGAUGGUUUAAAAUAUUUGCUCAGAGAGGAAAAGAAAUGGAUGACCUACUUCUUGCUUUUUGCAUUCAGGAGGCAUCUUCCAAGCCCAUCCUAUUGGUGGUGGAAUAUCUAAAGAUGCUGUAAAGCUCUCAGCGCACGAAGAAGGCAGUAAGUGGUCCUCUUCCCCAGGUCCAAUUCCAUCUCCCACUGCUGGAGCCAGCCGGUCCAGUGCUACAAUUGUCUUUUUAAAGCCUUUGAUCUCAUUACUGCAGAGGAGGGUUUUUGUUUGUUUUUAAAUCAUUUGUACUUAUCUGUUCAUUAAGGCUUCGAGUUCAUUCCUUGAUAAAGAGUAGCCAUUAGAGCCACACUUUGGGAAACUGACAGGGGAGAUGCCCAGAGUGGACACUGCCCUUUCAGGACAGGCAGCCAAAAGCAAUCUCACUAAUGUGAUGUCCUUUUCUUCAUUUCAGGUCAGUCUCUAAACUUGGUGCAGAGAAAACAUGCUGCUAAAGCUAGCCAGAAAUUUUCUUGACUAAUAAAUUCUUAAUUAUAAUGCCUCCCAUGCUGUCUCCUUGGAAAGAGGAGAAGGCACCUUGCAAUUGGCAUUCCAAAACAAGCCCCUUAAUGUCCUCAUCCCUCCUACUUGUUUCCUACCAUCAAACGUGUGUGUGUGUGUGUGUGUGUGUGUGUGUGUUUGCGCAUGUGUGUUGCGCGGCAGGGAAAGGGGAGGUUGUUCCAGAACUGAACACAGCUUCCUAAUUCCAUCCUCUUUACAAGGGCUUAUGAUACUGAGGCGGAUUAUGGCAUGUUAUAGGUUAAAGGUCCCUGUGCACUUUUCUCUUGUUCUGCACCUCCUAAUUAAUUCUCCUCUUAGAAGGACAUUUUGCUUCUCCCUGCAGUUUACACAAGGGCUACAAGCUUUAAUCAUGAAUCAUUUCAUUUGGUAGAAUUUUACUCCUCUUACCCCUUUCGAAGUAAGGGUUUCCUCUCCGUUUGGUGUCUUCGGUUACAGGACUAUGGUCGUAAGGCUUCAUGCUUGAUUGGCUUUGCCCACACUCCCGUAUCAGUUUGCCUUAAAUUUGGAGCAACUGGAAGUCUCAGGUCUUCCAGCUUAGUGAAGUUUAGCUGUAACAUGCAUCCAGGAAGUGGAAGACAGGGGGAAGUGUAGGUUCAUCAAUCCACAUCCCUUUUAUCUGGUCUUUUCUCUGCCACUCUUGGGCUGCAGAAGGUGGGCAGACCCAGCCCACAGAGGGAGGAGGAGGGCCGUGCCAUCUCUAGGACAGGCACUGCCAAGUCUUAGCUCUUCAGGGGAGAGUUGAAAAACCAGAGCUCCCACCACCUCUCACCUGACCCUCCAUCAACUCUCUUGAACCUGUGCAAAUGGACCAAGCAAAAGAAAAUGGAAAGAGAUGUUUGUCACCACACAGGAGACCUCAUUUCUGGCCCCAAGCACAACUCCAUAUCUGUAUGCUCAGAAACUCAGAACUUCGCUGCCACUUAUGCGUUAGCUCCAUUCUCUCUGACGCGUGGCCGAGGGAACAUGUCAGUGUUCUCACCAAUAGAGGUCUGGCGGUGACGGUCUCGGGACCCACAGGAUGUGCAGUCUCUUAAAAGGAGUUCUGCUUGGGAGGAGAAAUAGGCGUUCCUCCACAGUGAGCGGCCCCUCCUAUUUUUUUCAUUUUGAAGAGACCAAGAAUUAGGGGAAUUGAUUUCCAGUCUCAGCUGUGUCCUGGAGUGGCAACCGUGCAGGCAGGUGGGAAAGCUGCAGGGGCAGCAGGCAGGGUUACUGAUGUGAAGGCCACACGAGCCUCACGUGCUCAGACCAGAGCAUCACGUUUAAUUGCAAUGCAGGCGCGUCGCCAUUCAAACUCAGUUCUGGGGUUGUUUUGCAUAAAGUUUUGCCAACGUGUUCUUUUUUCUGUAUGUAUAAUUGCCUUUUUAUAAAAGGUUUUGAAGUAUUGUCUCAGUGAUAAAAAGAGAGCAAUGUUAAUGGUUGUUGUAUAUUUCACCGUAUCCAAUUGUAAGUAUUUGCAGGGUACAGCAAAGCCUUAGCGUGCAAGAGCGUUUGUGCAGGAGGUGUCCUUCAACACCCAGGAGGUGAAGGGAUCGGAAAGGUUCGGAUUCUCUGUAAAUGUCCCGCUUUUCUUUCUCUCUGUGCGUAUCUAUUUACAUGCCUUAGCACAUGCCCUCCCGCCCUGAUCCCUUUGCCCUGUCGUCAGAACUACCAGAACGCUGGUGCACUGCCAGUACAGUACAAGUCAAUGGAACCCUAAUCAGUUAUCUCUUGUGUGACAGGGGAGGAAGAGAAACUCCAUAGUAUUCCUUGUAGAAUAUACAUACUUGUAGGAUGCUGUGUAAUGGGAAAACAUAGAAUUGGGUUUUUGUCAUUUCAAAGUUGGAGAAAUGUAUGAAUAAAAUGUAUAAAACA
Molecule: messenger RNA, 8319 nt
Organism: Rhinolophus ferrumequinum (greater horseshoe bat)
Lineage: Eukaryota; Metazoa; Chordata; Mammalia; Chiroptera; Rhinolophidae
Gene: CASK
Product: calcium/calmodulin dependent serine protein kinase
Exons: 27
Coding region: 143-2941 (932 amino acids)
Biological process (GO): protein phosphorylation; regulation of neurotransmitter secretion
Cellular component (GO): basolateral plasma membrane; plasma membrane; cell-cell junction
Molecular function (GO): ATP binding; protein kinase activity; signaling receptor binding
Source: RefSeq, a predicted model, not a curated record